CAAGUCGUCCCCUGCAUUUCCCUUCUCCUCACCUCGCUCCCGAGCCGAACGCCGCCACCGUCCCCAAUCUCUGGCCGCCGCCCCCUCCGGCGACUGGAUCCAGAUCCCCCGCCCCCAAAACCACCGCCGAGCCCCGAACGUAGGGACCCUGCCUCCCCGUUCCACUACCCCCGCUACCGAGCACCGACCGCACGGACGCCUCCGCCCCGUCCCCACCAACUCCGGCCCGAUCCUUCACGCCACCGAAGCCGACGUCGCUUGCCGCCCCCGGUCCACCUCUGCCCCGAGCCCCAACAGCUGCAGCACUUCGACGCCCACGCCACCUCUCCCGCAUUCCGUCAAGCUUGGAUCGGUAGACAAGGAUUUCGUCCCUGCCAUCGCCAGCGGCCUCUACUGGACCUCAUCCUCCUCCAUCCCGCAGACGGCGAUGGCGGUGAGGGCACUCGGGCUCGCCGGCCGAGCGCUCCUGCGACCGGUCGCUUCACCGGGCACCCAACGGCUGCUGUCAACUGACAAGAACUCACUGCAGGUCCUUACGAACGGCGAUCCGAUGACCCGCCUCAUGCAAACGCGGAAGCAGAAUGACAGCAUUUACCGUCGCUUUGCUGAAAACGAUUUCACAGGCGGCGGUAGCAGGUCUGGCCGAUUAAACACGGAAAUAACGUGGACAGCGGCUCCGCGAGUAAAGAUAGAUGUUCUACACAUCACACCCAAGGAGGAAAAGACCUUUGUGACCGUGACGGGCGUCAAGGAGAACAGGAAGCCCGGGGCUUCUGCUGGCUGCUUGGAGGAUCGAAAAGGGCGUUCUCGUCUCGCUCGGUACGCCGGUGAAGCAACAGGGAAACACAUGGGGCGAUCCGCCAGCAAGAUUGGCCUCAAGUCGAUCGUCGUGAAAUUGAAAGGAUGUUCCUUUUUCAGGAAGAAGAAGAAAGUGCUCUUGAGCAUUGCAGCCGGUUCCCGAGGUGAAAGAGUGAGGAGCCUUUCUCCUAAAUAAGCCCUGCAGGAACAAGCAAGAAGAGUGAGAAUCAAUAUCCUGUCCGUAGGAGAAGCAAAAAACAUGGACUGGUUCCCUAAUAACAUCACGAGUCUACAAGUAUUUAUGAUUAUUAGACAGUCAUAGAUCGGCUCUUGUAAGACAUAACCAUUUUUGUCAUUUCCUGUAAUCCUGCUGAAUUGAUGGCUUUGUUUUGA
Messenger RNA from Triticum aestivum (bread wheat), 1191 nucleotides. RefSeq lists its product as uncharacterized. Lineage: Eukaryota; Viridiplantae; Streptophyta; Magnoliopsida; Poales; Poaceae. The transcript is spliced from 3 exons. The coding region runs from base 428 to 994 and encodes 188 amino acids. Gene Ontology annotation, molecular function: structural constituent of ribosome. Gene Ontology annotation, biological process: translation. The record is from RefSeq and is a predicted model, not a curated record. Gene Ontology annotation, cellular component: ribosome.